AUGGACAACUUUGGUCAGGUUCUAAGGGAGGUCCGGAAGCAAGUCGAUCUCUAUGCCGGUAAAGGCGAAACCAUCAGCAUAACAGUGGCCGGCCACAGCCUGGGCGCGGCUUUGGCAACGAUCAAUGCGCUGGACAUCGUGACCAAUGGCUACAACGCGCCCAUCGACCACCCCGAGAAUGCCUGUCUGGUGACGCGUUCCCCUUCGCCAGCCCCAAGAUGUUACCACGUCGGAGAACAGCUGCUGGUCGACUCGCGCAAGUCCCCGGACCUGAAGCCUCUCUACAAGGGUCCGACUGGCGCCGUGGCAAUCGGGCAUAUGUUGGAGACGUGCCUGCAUCUAAUCGCGGGCACACAAGGCAUCGAUAGUAACGAAUUCAAUAGGGAGCGUCGCGGGAUUGCGCUGCUGAACAAGGGAAUGGAUGCUCCGAAGGAUGGAAGCAAAAUUCCGGCUAAUUGGUUGGUGGCGAAGAACAAGAACAUGGUCCAGGAUGAGGUCACUGGAGACUGGAAAUUGGCCGAUCUGUACAUCCCACCUCCAGAAGAUAAUUAG
Eucalyptus grandis is the source of this 552-nucleotide messenger RNA. Its product is annotated as phospholipase A1-IIgamma-like. The record is from RefSeq and is a predicted model, not a curated record. The transcript is spliced from 2 exons. Gene Ontology annotation, molecular function: glycerophospholipid phospholipase A1 activity. The coding region runs from base 1 to 552 and encodes 183 amino acids. Gene Ontology annotation, biological process: lipid metabolic process. Lineage: Eukaryota; Viridiplantae; Streptophyta; Magnoliopsida; Myrtales; Myrtaceae.